CGCAGCUCUUAUCCGCUCCAGAGAGCGUUUCAUUUUAACAUGUAGAUAUGUUGUAGUUGUUUUAUAAUUAAAUAAAAAUGUCGUCGAAAGGGAUGUCGAGAGGUUUUUACUUUAACACUGUACUGUCUCUGGCGCGCUCACUGGCCGCUCAUCGACCCGCGCCGAUCGACAAGGUCCAGAAGCUACAAUGCAUGUGUCCUGUGGACAUCCGGGGUGUUUUCCAGCUGGACGAGAGAAGGAGAGAUGCUGUGAUCGCCCUGGGCAUCUUCCUAGUAGAGUCUGACCUGCAGCACAAGGACACUAUCGUCCCCUACUUGUUGGGUUUGCUGAAGGGAUUGCUAAGGGUGCAAUGGAUCGAAGAGAGCGCAGAGAGGAAAGGAAGAGAAACACUCCCUGUUGCAGAGAAUUUCUCCUUCUGUUUGGUGACGAUGCUCUUUGAUGUCGCUCAGAUGGACGAGUUGAAGAGAAUCCAGAUUUUGGAGGCUGUAAUGAAUCUCAUGCAGGUGCUUCAGGAAACAUGUCAGAACACUGAAGGUCAAGAUAAAGAGUACCUGUGUAAAUACACCAUGCCCUGUCUGCUUGGCGUGGUGCGAGCCUUCGGCCGCUACAGCAACACUGAAGAGCCGCUGCUGUCCAAGCUGUUCCCACGGGUGACCCCUCAACUUUUAGGCACAGGAGAGGUGGAGGUGACCCGACGGCGAUCCUUCAACGAUUUCCGCUCCAUCCUGCCCAGCUCCUUCCUCACUGUUUGCCAGAGUGACUCUCUACGUCGCAAAACCAGCAGUGUUUCCAGCAUCUCACAGCAGGCCAGUCCGGAGCGUGCCGGACUUCCUCCGAGUUCUCCUGCUGACCCCUCUGCUCCUUACUUUGAAGGUUCAUAUCUACCUGACGGCAGUACUGUGGAUCCAGACUACUAUUUUUCCACCAUAAGCUCCAGUUUCUCUGUCUCACCGCUCUUUACGGGCAGCAACAGUACAGAGUUUGAUGUACCGCUGGAUUUACUGAGACAUCUUCUGCAAAUGGUCGAGCAGUUUGUGUCAGAAUCCUUUUUGAAGACACUGGAUCAGACUAUGGUUGGAGUUCUGGAGUUGAAUCCAGGUGCUAAUCUGUUCUACAAGACCUUCAGUGAUCCUCUAUAUCUGGCUGUAUUUAAAAUGUUGAGGGACACCUUAUACUACAUGAAAGACCUGCAGACGUCAUUUGUGAAAGAGGUUCAUGAUUUUGUUCUGGAGCAGUUCAGCAGCAGUCAGUCGGAGCUGCAGAGAAUCCUGCAUGACGUGGAGUAUCUGCACAGCGAGUUAAACCCGCUCAAACUGCGCUGUCAGGCCAAUGCUGCCUGCGUCGACCUCAUGGUGUGGGCCGUCACAGAGGAGCAGGGUGCGGAGAAUCUCUGCACGAAACUGUCGGAGAAACUGCAGUCCAAGACGUCCAGUAAGGUCAUCAUCGCACACAUGCCCCUCCUCAUCUGUUGUUUACAGGGUCUCGGAAGGUUGUGUGAGCGUUUCCCAGUGGUUGCUCACUCUGUCACCAUGUCUUUGAGAGACUUCCUGGUUGUGCCCUCACCUGUACUUGUUAAACUCUACAAGUACCACAGUCAGUACUCUACAGGAACUGGAGAGAUCAAAAUCCAUGUGACCAAUGAGCAUUCUCAGUCUACAUUCAGCUCUCACUCCAGUAAGAAGAGUCAGCCGUCCAUGUACGAGCAGCUCCGAGACAUCUCCAUCGACAAUAUCUGCAGGUGUUUAAAAGCAGGCUUAUCUAUGGACUCAGUCAUUGUGGAGGCUUUUCUCGCCAGUCUUUCCAACCGUCUGUACAUCUCCCAGGAAAAUGACAAAGAUGCCCACCUCAUCCCCGAUCACACCAUACGGGCGUUAGGACACAUCGCCGUGGCACUGAGAGACACUCCUCGUGUGAUGGAGCCCAUUCUACAGAUCCUACAGCAGAAGUUCUGUCAGCCGCCAUCACAGCUGGACGUUCUGAUCAUAGAUCAGCUGGGCUGUAUGGUCAUCACAGGAAACCAAUACAUUUAUCAGGAAGUGUGGAACUUAUUCCAGCAGAUAAGUGUGAAGGCCAGCUCUAUGGUUUACUCCAACAAAGGCUACAAGGAUCAUGGAUACAGGCACUGUUCUCUGGCCGUGAUCAAUGCUCUGGCGAACAUCGCUGCAAAUCUUCAGACUGAGCAAAUGGUGGAUGAGCUUCUGGUGAACCUUCUGGAGCUGUUUGUUCAGCUCGGGCUGGAGGGCAAACGGGCCAGUGAAAGAGCCAGUGAGAAGGGCCCCGCCCUCAAGGCGUCAAGCAGUGCUGGUAAUUUAGGAGUUCUCAUUCCCGUCAUUGCUGUGCUGACCAAACGUUUGCUGCCCAUUAAAGAGGCCAAACCGAGACUACAGAAGCUGUUCAGAGAUUUCUGGCUCUAUUCAGUCGUCAUGGGCUUCGCCGUAGAGGGUUCAGGUUUGUGGCCGGAGGAAUGGUACGAGGGAGUGUGUGAAAUCGCAACCAAAUCGCCCCUGCUGACGUUCCCGAGUGGAGAGCCGCUACGCUCUGAGCUGCAGUAUAACUCUGCCCUCAAAAACGAUACUGUCACCGCAGCUGAAUUGAAUGAUUUAAGGAGCACCAUCACAAACCUUCUGGACCCUCCUCCUGAGGUCGCUGCUCUCAUUAAUAAACUGGACUUUGCCAUGUCCACCUACCUGCUGUCCGUCUAUCGGCUGGAAUACAUGAGGGUGCUGCGCUCCCUAGACUCGGAUCGAUUCCAAGUGAUGUUCCGUUAUUUCGAGGACCGAGCUAUCCAGAAGGAUAAAUCAGGAAUGAUGCAGUGCGUAAUUGCAGUUGGCGACAAAGUGUUUGACGUCUUUCUUCAGAUGAUGGCUGACAAGCCGAAGACUAAAACCCAUGAGGAGGAGUUAGAGUGUCAUGCUCAAUUCCUAUUGGUCAAUUUCAACCAUAUUCACAAGAGAAUCCGAAGGGUGGCUGACAAAUAUCUGUCAGGCCUUGCAGAAACUUUUCCGCAUCUGUUGUGGAGCGGUCGUGUCCUGAAGACAAUGCUGGAUAUCUUGCAGACCCUCUCGGUUUCACUCAGUGCUGACAUCCACAAAGACCAGCCAUAUUAUGACAUACCAGACACUCCAUACCGAAUCACAGUGCCAGACACGUAUGAAGCCAGAGAGAGUAUUGUGAAAGACUUUGCCGCCCGCUGUGGAGAAAUCCUGAAAGAGGCCAUGAAAUGGGCACCAUCAGUCACCAAAUCUCACCUACAGGAAUACCUGAAUAAACAUCAGAACUGGGUGUCAGGCCUGUCCCAGCACACAGGUCUGGCUAUGGCCACAGAGAGCAUCCUACACUUUGCUGGAUAUAAUCGUCAGAGCACUAGUCUGGGUACCACUCAGCUCACAGAGAGACCCACCUGUGUAAAGAAAGACUACUCCAACUUCAUGGCCUCCCUCAACCUGAGAAACCGCUAUACUGGAGAGGUGGCAGGCAUGAUUCAUUUCUCAGAGGCCACGCGGAGCACAUCAGACCUGAAUAAACUUAUGAUUCGACAAAUGACUAAAGCUCUGGACGGAGGACAGCCCGAAGCCUUUACUGAAGCCAUGUUUAAAUUAGCAGCACUGCUGAUCAGCUCCAAAGAGUGCGACCCUCAGCUCCUACAUCUCCUGUGCUGGUCCCCGUUAAAGAUGUUUACAGAGAAUGGUAUGGAAACAGCUAUAGCCUGCUGGGAGUGGCUCCUGGCUGCCAGGACUGGCAUUGAAGUCCAGUUCAUGCGGGAGAUGGCAGGCGCGUGGUUGAUGACCGUUGAGCUGAAGAUGGGGCUGUUCUCAGACGCUCAGGUGGAGGCGGACCCUCUCGCGGCCUCAGAGGAGAGCCAGCCCAUCCCCUGCCCACCCGACGUCACGCCCCACUACAUCUGGAUAGAGUUCCUGGUGCAGCGCUUUGAGAUAGCAAAGUACUCCAGUGCUGAUCAGGUGGAGAUAUUCAGCAGUCUCCUGCAUAGAUCCCUCUCUCUUAAUGUUGGCGGUCCAAAGAGCAGCUUGAACCGCCAUGUAGCGGCCAUCGGACCUCGUUUCAGGUUGUUGACGCUCGGACUCGCCCUACUGCACUCGGACGUAGUGACCAAUGCCACCAUCCGUAAUGUCCUGCGAGAAAAGAUAUACUCCACCGCCUUUGAUUAUUUCAGUGUUGCAUCUAAAUUUCCCACCCAGGGUGACAAACGUCUUCGCGAGGACAUUAGCAUCAUGAUCAAGUUUUACGCCAGCAUUCUCUCGGAUAAGAAGUAUCUAGCAGCUAGUCAACUUGUGCCACCCGGUGAGCUUGGCACCAAUCCCCCUCAAAGCUCUCUUUCUGCCGGGAUUUUUGGAUCGCUAAUCGUUUCCAGCACGUCUCCGAUAUCGAUAUUAAACAACCAGGAUCCUUCGCUGAACAGUUUGUCGGUGAUGAACGCCGCCGACCCCAGAAACAACAUGGACAUGGCCGUGGGCUCGCGCCAGCAGAGCGCUCAGGGUUGGAUCAACACCGUCCCCCUGUCCAGCGGCAUGUCCACCACAUCCAAGAAAUCAGGAAUGUCCAAAAAGAGCAACCGAGGAACCCAGUUACACAAGUACUACAUGAAACGCAGGACACUACUUUUGGCUUUGCUGGCCGGUGAGAUUGAGCGACUGACCACGUGGUACAACCCACUGUCCACACAGGAGCUGGCCAUCGCCACAGAGCAGUCCGUGGAGACCAGCAUCUCCAAUUGGAGAUCCAAAUACAUCAACUUGAGUGAGAAACAGUGGAAAGAUAACGUUAAUCUAGCGUGGAGUAUCGCUCCUUACCUGGCCAUGCAACUGCCAGCCAGGUUUAAAAAUGCAGAUGCCAUUGUGGCUGAAGUGACCCGUCUGGUUCGACUGGAUCCUGGUGCUGUUAGUGAUGUCCCAGAGGCUGUUAAAUUCCUUGUGACGUGGCACACUAUUGAUGCCGACUCUCCAGAACUGAGCCACAUCCUCUGUUGGGCACCUGCAGAUCCACCCACCGGACUCUCGUACUUCUCCAGCAUGUAUCCCCCCCAUCCACUCACCGCUCAGUAUGGAGUCAAAGUACUGCGCUCCUUCCCUCCUGAUGCAAUUUUGUUUUACAUUCCUCAAAUUGUACAAGCUCUGCGGUAUGACAAGAUGGGUUACGUGCGUGAGUACAUAAUGUGGGCCGCACAGAAGUCUCAACUCCUCGCUCACCAGUUUAUCUGGAACAUGAAGACCAACAUCUACCUAGAUGAAGAGGGACAUCAGAAAGAUCCGGACAUCGGUGAGCUGUUGGAGCAGAUGGUUGAAGAGAUCACACAUUCUUUGUCUGGUCCUGCUAAAGACUUCUACCAGCGCGAGUUUGAUUUCUUCAACAAGAUCACCAACGUGUCAGCCAUUAUCAAGCCUGUUCCUAAAGGAGACGAGAGAAAGAGAGCGUGUUUGAAAGCGCUGUCAGAAAUCAAAGUUCAGCCAGGAUGCUAUUUGCCAAGCAACCCUGAAGCAAUCGUCCUCGACAUCGACUACAAGUCAGGAACUCCUAUGCAGAGUGCGGCUAAAGCUCCUUAUCUGGCAAAAUUCAAAGUCAAGAGGUGUGGAGUGAGUGAGCUGGAGAAAGAGGGCCUGCGCUGCCCGUCCGAAUCUCAAGAGGAAGCUGAUGAGAAUUCUGAAGCACCUCAAAAUGUCUGCUGGCAGGCAGCCAUCUUUAAAGUGGGCGACGACUGCAGACAGGACAUGCUUGCUCUUCAGAUUAUCGGUCUGUUCAAGAACAUCUUUCAGCUCGUGGGUAUGGAUCUGUUUGUGUUCCCAUACAGAGUUGUGGCCACGGCUCCUGGAUGUGGCGUGAUUGAAUGUAUCCCGGACUGUAAGUCACGUGACCAGCUCGGCAGGCAGACAGACUUUGGCAUGUACGACUACUUCAGGAACCAGUACGGAGAUGAGUCCACCCUGGCCUUCCAGAAGGCUCGAUAUAACUUCAUCCGUAGUAUGGCCGCAUACAGUCUGCUGCUCUUCCUGUUACAAAUCAAAGACAGACACAAUGGAAACAUCAUGCUGGACAGCAAAGGACACCUCAUACACAUCGACUUCGGCUUUAUGUUUGAGAGUUCUCCUGGUGGUAAUCUGGGCUGGGAGCCCGACAUCAAACUGACCGAUGAGAUGGUGAUGAUCAUGGGUGGCAAGAUGGAGGCCACUCCCUUUAAAUGGUUCAUGGAGAUGUGUGUGCGCGGAUACCUGGCCGUAAGGCCAUACAUGGAUGCUGUCGUGUCAUUGGUGACCUUGAUGCUGGACACCGGUCUGCCCUGUUUCAGAGGACAAACUAUCAAACUCCUCAAACAAAGGUUUAAUCCCAACAUGAGUGAGAAAGAAGCUGCUGCCUUCAUGAUUAAAGUCAUAGAGCGCUGCUUUCUCAGUAGCAGGAGCAAAACCUACGACAUGCUGCAGUUUUACCAAAACCAGAUCCCAUACUGAGACCGGACAUUCUCCUGUGAUCCGUCUUCUCUCCGUCUGCCAUUAUCAGUCUAUUAGAAUCCAUUAUGAGCACUUUAUAGAUCUGAAUUAUUCACCCGCCCUGAUUGGCACAUCCAGGUGUGUCAUUUCCUGUCGUGCUGCCUAAGGGCAUCUCUAGUGAUUCGCUGUAUUCAAUCACUGCAUGUAUGUUCUCUGAUCUCCCUUUAAGGCAUUUGCCAUGACGAUUAGUGUUUGUGUGAGUUUUGACAUUCCAUUCCAUGCGUUUGGAUACAUUCUAUAACUCUACUUGAAUCUUUACGUCUGGGUUUAGUUUGCGUCACCCAGAAAGCCAUUUCUAAGACUAUGGCACUGAUUGCACUGUAGAUUGCGUGCUGUCGGCAAAUGAACUGUGUUAUGCAAUACAUUUGUUAUUGUAUGUUGUGUUUGACACUGAAAAGCUGAAUCUCACAAAACCUGUGAAGAACCUGUGACGUCCGGAUCAUACUUUACUAUAAAAUUCAAAAUAAAUUAUUUUUUGCUUUCAGAAAAAGCCUAUUUAAAGGAAUAGUUCACCCAAAAAUGAAAAUUCUCUCAUGAUUUACUUAACUUUAAGCCAUCCCAGAUGUGUAUGUUUUUCCUUCUUCUGCAGAACCGAAAUUAUGAUUUUUAUAAGCACAUUUCAGCUCUGUUUGUCCAUGCAAUGUAAGUGAACAGGUGCCAUCAGGCUUCUGGCUGUUUGAUGGUUCAAAUGCCGUAUUUAGGCGGCAUAAAAGUAUUCCACACGACUCAGGUGGAUCAAGUAAUGUCUUCUCAAGCAAAUCAAUAUUUUUGUGUAAGAAACAAAUCGAUAAUUAAAAUGUUUUUAACUUGAAAUUGUUGCUUCCGGCCAGCAUUGGAUUGCUGUUUGAAAUGACCUAACUCUCGCUUGACGUUUGUUCACCUGUUGUAAACAAAGCGCGCGCUUCUGACUUCUCACGUGAACGUGCCAUUGUGCUUAUCUCACUGAUGUGUCGACUGCUGGCAGGAAUCAGUUUGCUUCUGAAGAAAUUAAUUUUACUUUUAUGCCGCCUAAAUAUGCCAUUUGAACCGUCAAACAGCCAGCAGCCUGAUGGCACCUGUUUACUUGCAUUGUAUGGACAAACAGAGCUGAAAUCUGCUUAUAAAAAUCUUCAUUUCGGUUCUGCUGAAGAAGGAAAAACAUACACAUCUGGGAUGGCUUAAAGGUGAGUAAAUCAUGAGAGGAUUUUCAUUUUUGAGUGAACUAACCCUUUAGGACUUUUUGCAUUUUUGUAACAAUUUAACACACUUUGCCCUCAAAUUGGAAUUUCUGUAAUGCAAAAAAAAAUAAAAAAAAGAUUAUUUAUCUUAAAUUUUAAAGUGUUUAAUCAUCCUGACGUAUUUGUCUUUAAUGCUGAUUUUAAUAAAAAAAAAUAUAUAUAUUAAAUUUUGAUUAUAUGAUAUGAAGUAUUACAGUAAGAAUUUGAGGGGAAAAUGUGAUGAGCUAACUCUUGUGAAAGUAACAUCACAAUGCAAAAAGUAUUAAUGGUCUUAAAAUAGGCUUCAUUGUCUAUAUGCAAAAUAUAAUUUCUGAUUUUGUAUUUUUAUUUAUCAUUUCAAAAUUUUGUGAGAUUCACCCAUAUUUCCCGUGCGUUUUCGACUAACCGGUAUCUUCAACCCAAAAAGGAACAUUUAUGUUUUACUGACUUAACAGAUAGAUGGAGAUCUUUGAUCAUUAUAUAUGUCUUUUUUUUUUUUUUUACAGUCAAUGGAAGAAUCUUGCUAAGAAAUGUCCAGGUCAUAUUUCAUGCUAGAAGCAAAAUAAAAUAAAAAGUGCAGCAAAUACAUAUACAGUUACACUUUACAAAUGUACUUUACAAUUGAAAUAAUAUAUAUAUAUAUAUAUAUAUAUAUAUAUAUAUAUAUAUAUAUAUAUAUAUAUAUAUAUAUUUAUUUUUUGCAUUUCAGUAAUGAGAAUUAUGGGUGUAAAUGUGUUUGAUUGUCAUCAAAGUAAUGCCACAAUGCAAAAGGUCCUGAAAACCAUUCUUUUUCUUUAUGCAAAAGAUGUUUAUUUCUUUUAAUUUUGGGAUGAAACAUGACCCGGACAUUUCUUGACAGUUGUCAUGAGAUUAGCUGUCUGAAUAGAUGAAAAAAGACAAGUAAUUUGUACAUAUUAGAAACACAAGCUUUAGUCUUACGAAUCAUUUGCGUUUAAUUUAAUGCAGAAAUCACAUUAUUUUAGCUGUAUAAUAGAAUAUAGAAGCUAUGCUCAAUUCAUCUGUGUGCAUAUAUGUAUGAUCGUCUUAUAUUUGUGACAGCAAGAAUUGUUUUAUCUGUUUAAUUUGAUUAUUUUAAUUGAUUAGCACCAUCGUUGACAAUCAAGUCACUUAUUGAAUUGUUUUGUGUGAACCUGACGUUAUCCUGUACCAAUUCUCUCAUGUUCACGAUUGUCAGUGGAAAGUAUGAAAACAAAUAUACCGAGAAAAUCUUCAUGAGUUGAGAUCGUUUCAUAACCUCAACAUUGACGCCAUUACCAAUGACAUAAAUGCUGUUUGUCCACAUUUGCACUUUUAAUAUUUCAUUGCUGUUAAUGUAAUCAAAUGUACAGAAAUAGAAGACCUAAGAUGAUCCAUUAAAAUAUAAACACUUGGACAGAAA
Myxocyprinus asiaticus (Chinese sucker) is the source of this 9092-nucleotide messenger RNA. Its product is annotated as phosphatidylinositol 4-kinase alpha-like. Gene Ontology annotation, cellular component: plasma membrane; cytoplasm. The record is from RefSeq and is a predicted model, not a curated record. Gene Ontology annotation, biological process: phosphatidylinositol phosphate biosynthetic process; phosphatidylinositol-mediated signaling. Bases 78 to 6458 code for a protein of 2126 amino acids. Gene Ontology annotation, molecular function: 1-phosphatidylinositol 4-kinase activity. NCBI's taxonomy places the organism in Eukaryota, Metazoa, Chordata, Actinopteri, Cypriniformes, Catostomidae. The transcript has 55 exons.